AUGUCGUCUCUUCUUGCUUCAAAAUUCGCGGUUGUAACAGGUUUUUCAUUUUUUAUAUGAAAGCCAUUCGCAUUUUUUCGUACGGAGAAAUGUUGUUUUUUUAAAUUGAUUUUUUUAAAUCAUUUACAAGAAAAAAAUGGCAUUUUACCCGAUAAAUCUGCGAGUAAAACAAAGAUAUCCUAAUUAAAUUAAACAUUCAUACACUUUACUAUUUUUUUCUUUUUAUUUUUAGAUUCACCACUCAAUUUCAUAUUCGCGUAUAACCGUUUCAGAGACUUUUAAUGUUCCUUUUGCACGCAGGAAAUUAAAGAUUUAAUUUUUUUUUCGAAGCGAUUACAUUUUUCAACCAAAUCAAAAAACGUGAUUCACGUUAAAUUCCCAAAUUAUAUGAAAUCAAAGACGAACUGCAUUGAUUCAAAAAUUCGAUAAAUUUUUCUAUUACAGGCGGAGGAUCCGGUAUUGGAAAAGCCAUCUGCCAAACUUUGGCUUCCCAUGGAGCCAAGGUUAUCGUUGUUGACUUGAAGCAAUUUUCGGCCGAAGAAACUGUUCAUGAACUGGGGAAAGGCGAACAUGCCGCUUUUUGCCUGCGAUGUCUCAAAAAGUGAGUUAUUGUUUGUAAUUUUAUUUUUCCAAAAAAAUCUUCCAUUUUGAAUAAAUUUUUGGAAAUGCAAACAAGAAACGGUUAUUUAUGAACUGAAUCCUUCACUCAUGCUAAAAACUUGACUUUCGUUAUCAAAAUUAAUAAUUUUUUUCGUGAAAUUUGGCGGGUGAACUGUAGUUAAAAAAAUUAUUGUUUUUUUGUCAAUUAGGAUCUCUAGUGAAACCUGGAUCAAUAUGGAAUAAUAUUAUGAAAAAAAUUUUUGUAAUGUUGUUCAAAAAAACGCUUUUUUUAAAGGUUCCUCUAAAUCUGCGGAAAAAAAUAUUUUUAUGGGUGCUUGGAAAAUUUCACCACUAAAGUGGAUACUUCGUUGCACUCAAAAAACCUUCCAAGCGUUUUUUUGUCCACUGCACUUUGAAAAUUUCCUUUCAGCCGUUGAUCCUAAUUUUUUUCUUUCUUAACACUUACAGCUGUCAAAAAUAUAUGAAAAAAAUUUCAGGAAGAAAACGUGAACGCCUUGAAAGAAUUCGCUCUGAAACAUGCCAAGGGAACCCCAUCCGUUCUCGUAAAUUGUGCCGGAAUCACACAGGUAACUUUUUUUUGAACCCUAAAUGAAUUUCGAAAAAUGCUUCUAGGAUUCAACUCUUCUCAAAAUGUCAAGGGCCAAAUGGGACGCGGUGUCUAGAGUCAACUUGACCGGCACUUUUUUGGUAGUUGUUCAUUUUUCCGAUCAUCCGAUAAUAUACCAAUUUGAAGGUUACUCAAGCGUUUGCGAAAGCGUCGGUGGCGGCCGAGAAAAAGCCUCUGAGCGUCAUUAACGUCUCCUCUAUCGUGGGAAAGGUACGUUCCCACAUUCUCUUUUUUCUUGAAAAAAAGCACUCUAAGGUCGGAAACUUCGGACAGACGAAUUACGCUGCAACCAAGGCUGGCGUCAUUGGUUUCACGAAAUCAGCAGCCAAGGAACUUGCUCUGAAAGUGAGUAAAAAUUGGGAAAUGCAAAAAGGAAAUGAGACUUUGGAGCGAUGUGCCAAGGUUAUUUGAAUGAAAAUCUUUAAAUCAUAAGUACGAUCCAAUAAAUGACCCGUAAUCCAACUGAAACAUGAACUUCAGCGUUUUUGUUUGAAAAAAAAGUGGAAUUGAUGGUUUUCAGAACGUCCGAGUAAACGCCAUCCUACCAGGAUUUAUCAAAACUCCGAUGACUGCAGCGAUGCCUGAACAGGUGAAUUAAAAUUCAGUUUUAAUUCGUCAAUGAUUAAAAAGUUUAUAACAAAAUUUCCGUAGCGCUUGGUUGAAUACUGAGUUACGGCUCGAGUAGUUUGACAAAAAAGGUCAGUUUACUUUGGGACUUUUCCGAAAGUUGGCCAGAAGAUUUUUUGAUGUGAUAGAAGAACAUUCUGAAAGGUUCAAACUGCACAACUUCCUCAUUUUUUGGAACAAAUGCCUCAAAGUCAAUGAAGACACCUCAAAACCAUUAAUAUGAGCUGUUUUGAGGCUUUAAGCCUUCAUUUCUCGUAAAGUAGAAAGUUGUGCAGGUUAAGACUUUCAGGAUUUUCAUCUGGUACAUCAAGGAGUGUUCUGACCGAUUUUCAGAAAAUUCCCAACCGCAAUCCUCUCCCUGUAAGGGUUGUCAUACUCAAAUUUCGUUGGUUUCUUUUUGUUUUUAAUGUUAAAUAACACUAGGAAAACGUGAUUUUGCCGCAAUACCGAAAAAAUCUGUUACGAAAGGGGAUUUCCUUGCUUUUACAGGUUUUGACGAACAUUUGCUCCGGGAUUCCGAUGGGCAGGAUGGGGGAAACGAAAGAAGUCGCAGACGGUGUCGUUUACCUCGCUUCUGAUCUUUCAUCCUACGUAACUGGGAUCACUUUGGAAAUCACUGGUGGCUUGCACAUGUAA
This is a messenger RNA of Caenorhabditis auriculariae, 2491 nucleotides long. NCBI's taxonomy places the organism in Eukaryota, Metazoa, Nematoda, Chromadorea, Rhabditida, Rhabditidae. The record is from the annotation of a GenBank genome assembly.